Cyphellophora attinorum is the source of this 1053-nucleotide messenger RNA. Its product is annotated as Glutathione S-transferase omega-like 2. The transcript has 3 exons. The coding region runs from base 1 to 1053 and encodes 350 amino acids. Gene Ontology annotation, molecular function: glutathione transferase activity. Gene Ontology annotation, cellular component: cytoplasm. NCBI's taxonomy places the organism in Eukaryota, Fungi, Ascomycota, Eurotiomycetes, Chaetothyriales, Cyphellophoraceae. The record is from RefSeq and is a predicted model, not a curated record.
AUGGCCCCCAACUACCCUCGCCCAGACCCAAGCACAGUCCAGCAGCACCUCGCCGGUAGUGCCCAGUCCUGGCAUGGUCAGAUCACACCCGAUGGGCCUUUCCAGCCAGAAGUCGGCCGCUAUCAUAUGUAUAUAGGCCUUUUCUGUCCCUUUGCGCACCGGGCCAACAUCAUUCGGCACUUAUUCAACCUUCAAGAUGCCAUUCCAAUAUCAGUCGUCCGGGCGUAUCCGAAAGGUGACGAGAACGGGUGGCCAGGAUGGAAGUUCCCAGCAGAUGAUGCAGAAUAUCCAAAUGCCACGGUCGACCAUUUGUUUGGCAGCAAGUAUCUGCAUGAGGUAUACUUCAAAGCAGAUCCAGAGUAUAAAGGUCGUUACAGCGUACCCGUCAUCUGGGAUAAGAAGACUGGGACAAUCGUCAAUAAUGAGAGCGCUGAGAUCAUGAGGUGGCUGCAGGGGGCCUUCCAGGGCGUUGUUGACACGAAGCGACAAUCAAUGGACUUGUAUCCCGAACGUCUGCGAGAUGUCAUCGACGAAGUAUCUGAGUGGAUGCAGAGCAAUUUGAACAGAGGUGUAUACCAGGCCGGCUUCGCCGAGACACAAGAGGAUUAUGAGAAAAUGGUUCCGCCUGUGUUCGCCGCACUUAAUCGUGUCGAGAAGAUGAUUGCGCAGAAUGGCGGACCGUACUUGCUGGGGAAGACCUUGACGGAGCUGGAUGUGCGAGCAUAUGUAACAAUUGUCCGAUUUGACGCUGUCUAUGUGCAACACUUCAAGCUGCAACUGGGCACGGUCCGCCAUAACUACCCGCAGAUCAACAACUGGUUGAAAAAAUUGUACUUCCAUGUCCCAGGUUUCAAGGAAACCACAGAUUCAAGCAUAUCAAGGAAAACUAUACGCCACUACUCGAUCAACCCAAAGGCAAUAACGCCCAUGGGGCCUUACCCGUACGUCGAAGAAGGGUGGAGGGAGAACCUAGAUGUUGUUGGGGGCAUCGAGAUGGAGGAAGUCGUUGACUUAGAGCGACAACUGAAGGGAGGUUUCAUCCACCAGAUAUGA